Molecule: messenger RNA, 4108 nt
Organism: Heterocephalus glaber (naked mole-rat)
Lineage: Eukaryota; Metazoa; Chordata; Mammalia; Rodentia; Bathyergidae
Gene: Sgo2
Product: shugoshin 2
Biological process (GO): meiotic sister chromatid cohesion
Cellular component (GO): kinetochore; chromosome, centromeric region
Source: RefSeq, a predicted model, not a curated record
UACUGCGGCGACCGCUAACGGGCGCGCAGUUUAAAUUCGUGCGGGGUCGACGCCGAGCUCUGGGAGCCUGUGGCCUCGCCGUGGAACAGUAUUUUGUCUCAGCGAUGAGAAAAGUAACUAAGACUGGUAUUUUAAGUCAUAAGACUGAAGUGGUGUAGCUGAAGAGCAGCAGUCCAGAAGAGCACCUGCUACUGGUUGGAGGAACCUCUAUGGAGUCUCCAGGGAUGGGUCCUGACUCGGUGACCUCAGGAAUUAAGAGACGCGUGAAAGACAAAAGAGUUUCAAAGACUACACUGAAUGUUUCUCUUGCUUCAAAAAUCAAAACAAAAAUAAUAAACAAUUCUUCUAUUUUCAAAAUUUCCCUAAAGCACAACAACAGAGCAUUGGCUCAGGCUCUCAGUAGGGAAAAAGAAAAUGCUCGAAGAAUUGCAACCGAAAAGAUGCUGUUGCAAAAAGAAGUGGAGAAACUGAAUUUUGAGAAUACCUUUCUUCGAAUAAAACUAGAUAACUUGAACAAGAAGCUUAUAGAAAUAGAAUCACUCCUGAGCAAUAACUUGAUAACCGCAAUUGAAAUGAGCAGUCUUUCUGAGUUCCACCAGACCUCCUUUCUGCCAUCCAAUAGUAAGAAGAAACGGCCCAGCAAACAGUGCACGUUGAUCCGUCUUCCAUUUGCAAGGGUUCCACUACCUUCGAAUGAUGAUGAGGAGGUUGAUAAAGAGAAAACGCCAUGGGACAGCAGUGUCACAUCAAGGGUGUCACCUGAUGCUCCGUCUUCAGUAUCAGAAAGUCAGUCUGCCCCGACUCAGUGUAACGUGGACACGUUGUUUCUUAAAGAAAAUAAUUGGAAUAUGUGUGGUCUAGAUGACUCAGAGCAUAUUUCUUCUAGUGUCGACGUACCUCCCAAAGAGAGUCAUUCCCACUCAGACCGAAGUUCCCAGCCUGCCGUGGUGGGUGAGACAACCAAUGCCCCUGGCACCAGCUGUGUAAAGGAGAAGCUGUCCCUGAGUAACGUGACAGCGAGGAAGAAGCGCGUGUCUGCUGCAGACACGCCGCCGGGGGCAGAUUCAGGGCAGCAGCAGAGUUGGAGUCCGGAAUUUGGCUGGCCUGUGGAGACAGAGGGUUGUGCUGAUGAAAAAAACAUCGCAGUGCCCAGAAAUGCGCAGGGCCUUCCUGGCCUGGAAAACCCUCCUGUGCCUUCCAGGGAGCCUGCCGAAGACAGGGCAGGCCGAGCCCAGGACAGCAGCGACCCCUGGGGGCAGGUGACUGUGUUCGGGGCCGACAUGGAGCUGACAGCCACCGACGUGAGCACAAUCGUCGCCGUUUCCCGAGGCGGCAGACGGGGAAGCAAUAGAAAGAUAAACGACUGCAAACCGAAGGCUUUCAGGAAGGUGAGGGAUGGGAGCUCUGAAACAAAGAGAGACAGGCCAAAGAGAAAACGUAAGAUUAGUGCAGGAGUGGAUGCUGAGGAGAAGGCAGAAAACGGACCGGAAGGAAGCUCUGCGCUCGCGGGCAACAGCAGAGAUUCGAGAGACCCGGAUUUUACUCUCAGUACUGCGCAGCUGCCUCUGGCGAAUCCACUGAGGAAAAUGAGCCUUCAGCAUGGCUCUGGCCAAGAGGACAGACACAGUGCCCAGUGCAGCGGAGAGGACAAAGAAGCAGGUGCUGCCUGCCCACAGGAGGAAGCCAGAGGGGGAGGCGUGCACAUGCACCCGAACUCGCUAGCGUGUAGUAGUAAAAGCAAAGUUUCCAGGCAGACCUUUGUGAUUCCUAAGUUAGAAGAAGAUCACUUAGUCCCAAACCAAGCAGAUAAAGAAACCAUUAAUGAAAACCUAGAAGUUGCACCAGAAUUUCGGACAGCUGAUCUUUCCUCCAGAGAAAAUGGAAAUUUAUGUGACUGUGAGACCCAGAAUAUGUUGGCGUUAAAAAAGUAUGUCACCAAUAGGCAGCCCGCUCAGCAGGAUCGGUCAGAGGUCAGUAAGUUUAAGCAGAAAGUAAACAGAAAGACAGAAGUAAUUUCUCAAGUGAACCAGAGGUAUGGGGAUAAUGGUAAAGAUGUGCAUGCCCCCCAGCAAAGGAACAUUUUCUUCCAAACCCUAGUGGAUAAAGAGACUGUCUCUGGAAAUCUUGGCAUUUCAGAAGACUUCCAAAUACCUAUUCUUUUCAUGAGAGAUCAUGGAAACCUGUGUGAUUGUGAGAACCAGAACAUGUUGGAUUUGCAAAAGCCAGUCACAGUUGUGUACCCUGUUCAGCAAAACGAGUCCAAAAUUAAUAAGAACCUUAGGCAGAAAGUAAAUCGGAAGACAGAGAUAAUUUCUGAAGUGAAUCAUUUUGACAAUGACAAAUGUUGGAGUUGCUCAGAAAAGGGUAACUUGCUCUGCCUCCAAAAGGAGAGAGAAACCCUCCCUGGAGACCUGAAAGACUCGAGUGAGUUUCAAACCCCUGCUCUGCCCACCCAGGACAGUGGAAAGCCAUGCGAUUAUGUGACUCAGAAUGCCUCACGGGUGAGGGAGCAGGUCCGUGGUGUGCCAGCUGCUUGUCAGAGGGAUUCCAAAACGGGGGUGGCUAGAGAAAGAGGUUAUCAAAAUACAGAAAUAAUCUCUGAGCCUCCCCACCCCUGCAUGAGCAGAGGCAGAGGCCUGUACACCCUAGAAAAAGAUGACUUUGUUUCUUUAACCCAGAAGGAUGAAGAAACCCCUUCUGCAAACCCAGAAGUCACACACGAAUUUCAAACAGUUGAUCUUCCCACCAAAGAUCACAGAAAUUUAUGUGACUAUGAGACCCAGAACAGCUGUGUCACCAGUAUGCAGUUUCCUCAGCAAAACGAGUCAAAAACAAAUAAGACGCUUAGGCAGAAAGUAAAUCGGAAGACAGAAAUAAUUUCUAAAACGAUCCAGACACGUGAGGAUAUUGAUAAUGAUGUACAUGGCCGAAAAAGGUACUCAGAAGAUCUUGAUUUUAAAAUCAAUAAAUCUAAACCAAGACCCAAUCACCAAGGCCUCAUCAGGGAAUGCUAUAUGGAGAUCAAUAGUACUGAGAAGGAAAAUUAUGACCGAAUUUCUGAUCCCACUGAACUAGUUAAAAAGCGUAGGAAAAAAUCAUCAGGCAAGACAAGGAGCAUUCUGACAAGUGAUCAGAGAAAGCUGGCCUUACUGUCGUCGGCAGAUUCUCAGACACCUGCCUCCCCAGAGUAUGGCUUAACGCGAAUCGGCAGUGGGCCAGACUCUGCCACUAGAAGGCCGCGCUCCACAACUCCAGACGCAAAAGGCAAUGAUCCCUGGGUGGAAGCGAGGGAAGCCGGGCAGUGCCAGGCCACAGAGGUGACCAUGAGGACAUCCAGAGCAAAGCAGAGGAAGGCCUCCACAGCUCUUCGGCUGGGCUCCCCGGAAGCUGUGGCAGUCCUGCCCCAAGCCAGGCACAGGAGGCCUGCUGGCUCUGAGCACACCGACCAGGAAAAUCAUAGGGAGAGCAAGAGGACUGACAGUGCUGAGCCAGACUUUCACACAGAGCUCUUUCGUCCUUUUUCUCAGAGAUAUUCACCUGAUACACAGGGUGCUUCCUCUGAUGGUAUCCCUGAGGGUUCUAUGCCCAUGAGUGUUUCUUCUGGUAAAAUCCUGAUCACCGAAGACCAUUCUGCCCCUGAGCGCUCACCCCUCCUUCAGGUCCUCAGUGAUGGGCUCAAGAAGACGAAGGAGGUGCGAGCCAGUGUCGGUGGCAGAGCACAGAAGCCAGAGACAGGUAACAGAACACUACAGGAUCUGACAAACACCAGUUUCUUUUCAAGUAAAGCUGCGAAGUCUGAGAGUGAGUUGGGAGAUGGAGCCUCCAAGCCACCAAGCAGAAAGCGGAGGUGCACACCGCUCAGUCUGAGAGAGCCCAGCCUCAAAAGAAAGAUGAGAAGAUGAAGUGAAGAUGGACUCUAGUUUUUCUGAAUUCUCAAGGAACCAGAAGUCAGAACAAAAAUAUACCUAGGAUCACAAAGAUGGAACACUUGAGGAAAAGUUUUUUUCCCCCUUUUUGGGCCUUUGCUUAGAGUGCUGAUUUGUUCAUUCUUGUGUUUAAACAUAUGUGCAUAAAGUAGCUAGUUCUGUAAUAUUAAAUUUCUAAAAUA